ACCGCUCGCCGAAAUAAUGACGUCAUUCGCGUGCGACUUAGCCAAUCAUUUGCGAUGAGCUGUCAUGGCGGCUGUUAGCGCGGAGGUGUGAGUGUAGUGACCGGAGGUUUGAUGGUCAACUUAGACUUUUUCUUCUUAGACUUGAGAAAUGAAACUGGUUAACCUUAAGCAGGCCAUUCUACAGGCCUGGAAGGAGAGGUGGAGCGAUUACCAAUGGGCUAUCAACAUGAAGAGGUUCUUUCCGAAAGGAGUCACAUGGGACAUCUUGAACUUGGCAGAAGCACUUUUGGAUCAGGCCAUGAUUGGACCAGCACCGAACCCUCUUAUCCUCUCCUAUCUCAAAUAUGCAAUUAACUCUCAGAUGGUGUCUUACUCUACAGUCCUGAUGGCUAUCAGCAAGUUUGAUGACUUCUCAAGAGAUCUCUGCAUCCAGUCCCUAUUAGAAGUCAUGGACAUGUUCUGUGAUAAUCUGAGCUGUCAUGGAAAAGCAGAAGAAUGCAUCAGCCUAUGUCGGGCCCUAAUGAGUGUUACAAACUGGCUCCUGCGAUGCUCCACCUUCUAUGCUGAGAAGCUAAGGGAGGUUUUAGAUCCAGUGACUGGGGAAUGUCAACUGUCAAUGUGCCUGAAGAGGCUCGAGUCCAUCCUUUCCAGUACCAAGAAUCGUGCACUUGUCCAUAUUGCCAAGCUUGAGGAACCAACCUCCUGGGCAGCCGUCGAACAGUCAUUGCUACGACUUGCUGAAUGCAUAAAUCUCCUUCCCAGUGUUCAGCUGAGGAACCUUGCAGAAGAUUGUGUCUCACUAAUCAGGAGCAUUCCAUCCUUGCUGUCCGCUCACUGUGACCAGCUACACAGGACUGGCUUCCCAACGGUACAUGCUGUCGUUAUGUUAGAAGGCGCAAUGAACCUGACAGGGGAGGCACAGCCAUUGGUGGAACAGCUGAACACUGUGAAGAGGAUGCAGCGCAUCCCAUCUCACCUCUUCCUGCUGGAGAUCUGGAAAGCAUGUGUUGUGGGGUUAAUAGAGUCCCCUGCCGGAACCGAUGAGCUGAAGUGGACUGCAUUCACUUUCCUUAAGAUCCCACAAGUGCUUUCAAAAUUAAAGAAAUUCUGGCAAGUGGAUCAGGAUUUCAGCGAAGAUAUGAACACGGCUUUUGAGUAUUUACUCAAACUUACCCCGCUACUAGACAAAGCUGACCAGAGAUGCAACUGUGACUGUGUCAGUCUGUUACUACAGGAAUGUAACAAGCUGGGUUUGCUGUCUGAUCUUCACUUGGAAAAUCUUGUAGCUAAAAGGUCUGCUGACCGAGAACACGCUCCACGCUCAUCUGAAAGUUCCGCCAUCCAACCUAAUCCAGGACUCAUACUCCGUGCAGAGCCCACUGUCACCAACAUCCUGAAGACUAUGGAUGCAGAUCAUUCAAAGUCUCCGGAGGGUCUUUUGGGAGUCUUGGGCCAUAUGUUGACUGGGAAGAGUCUGGAUCUGCUAUUGGCCGCUGCAGCUGCUACCGGGAAAUUGAAAUCUUUUGCCCGCAAAUUUAUCCAGUUAAAUGAAUUCACCCGACAUAUCGGUGCUGAAAGCUCAAAGGCUGCAUCAACCCGUGCUCUGCUUUUCGAUAUCUCUUUCCUGAUGCUCUGUCAUGUGGCACAGACUUAUGGCUCAGAGAUGAUCCUGUCAGAUGGGAGUGCUGGAUCAGAGACUCCAUUCUUUGAGAGCUGGAUGCAAACGUGCAUGCCAGGAGAGGGCAAGGUCCUAAACCCAGAGCAUCCCUGCUUCCGCCACCCUGAUAUCCCAAAAGUGGAAGCCUUGGUUACUCUUCUGAAUACAUCUACAGAGAUGAAACUGGUUCAGACAAAGUGGCAUGAAGUUUGUCUAAGUAUUCCUGCUGCAAUCUUAGAGGUUCAUAAUGCCUGGGAGAAUGGAGUUCUUUCUUUUGAAGCCAUUCAGAAAAUUACAGACAAUAUAAAAGGGAAGGUGUGCAGCCUGGCAGUGUGUGCUGUAGCCUGGCUUGUGGCUCAUGUUCGGAUGUUGGGUCUAGAUGAGAGGGAUAAGUCUUUGCAGAUGAUCCGGCAAUUGGGGACAUCCAUGUAUGGAGACAACAUAUUGCAGUUCUACAAUGAGCGAGUGAUCAUCAUGAGUUCCAUACUGGAGAAUAUGUGCUCUGAAGUCCUGCAGCAGACGGCCACUCAGAUAAAAUUUUCAGUGACCGGCAGUGAGCCUGUGCCAUAUGUUCACCGGCUACCCCCCAAAAAGCCUAUUAAAGAGGUCUUACAUGGAGCCUUCAGCACCACAUUAGAAAAUGGCUGGGUGGACAUCAGAUCACUCCACAUCUUUGACACACUACUUCACAUGGGAGGAGUCUACUGGUUCUGCAACAACUUGGUGAAGGAGCUGUUGAGAGAAACUCGGAUGGAAUUUGCGGUGCGGGCAGUAGAACUGCUGUAUGCUAUCUUCUGCUUGGACAUGCAGCAGCUCACACUCACUCUCCUAGGACAUGUUCUACCUUCUCUUUUGACAGAUUCUGCCAAAUGGCACACAUUGAUGGACCCACCAGGCCGGGCUCUGGCAAAGCUGUCUGUCUGGUGUGCGAUGACUUCUUACUCCAUCCACAACAAAGGACAACCUUCUCCCCGACAACGGAAAAGACAUAGGGAAGACAUUGAGGAUUACAGCAGCCUUUUUCCUCUGGAUGACACACAGCAAUCCAAACUGAUGCGUCUUCUCAGCUCCAAUGAGGAGGAACAUGUUUCUGUGCAAGCUAACCCCACAGAUCGUCCCAUGAACAGCUCGCUCUCUGCCUCACAAAUCCACAACAUCAGCUCCAAAGAGCCACUAAACAGAGUGCUAGCCAACCUUUUCUUGUUGAUCUCAUCCAUCCUCGGCGCCCGGACGGCAGGUGCCCACACUCAGUUUGUGCAGUGGUUUAUGGAGGAAUGUGUGGAGAGCUUGGAGCAGGGAGGGAAAGGAGGGAUCUUGCAGUUUAUGCCCUUCAGCAUGGUUUCUGAGUUGGUUAAAGUCUCCACCCUGUCUAGCCCUAAAAUUGUCUUGGCUAUCACAGACCUGACCCUCCCACUUGGGAGAAGAGUGGCUGCCAAGGCUUUGACUGCUCUAUGAUGAUCUAUUCUAUGAACAUUUCUCUCUGCAGUAUGGUUUGCUGUUUGCCUGAAACCAACUUGACCGAUUUCCUAAUCUUGCCAAGACUUCUGCAAACAAAAGUCCAUCCAUUUUUCUAUCCAUUGUACCUUUUGCUGCUAAAGUGUCACCCUGUGUCAAACUUCUUGCUAAUGUUCUACUUUAGGACUUAAACGUAAAAUCUACAAUCUUUACCCAGUAAAAGAUGCCUUAAAAUUCCUAAUUGAGUUAAAUAUGCCCGUAUUAAGUGAAGAGGGCCACAAACAUGGUGAUAACAGUAGUAGAACCGAUAUUGCAGCAGUUAUUGCCCAAAACAUACCUUGAUGCCCAAUAAUGUGAUUUUGUUAUACAAGUAAACAGGUCAUCAUCUCUGAUAAUCACUUUAAUGGUCAGGGGUAAAUUUUAAUAGUAUAUUAAUACAUUGUACGGCCAAAUCGUAGAAGAACCCUAAGCCUUAAGUAUUCUACAAGAUAAUUCCCAUAUCUUUGUGUGUGUGUGCGCAUAUAUAUAUAUUGGUUUUAUUUUUUAAUCCAUCAACUUUACCCAGAGAAGGUGGCCAUUUUGUUCACUGAACCAAAAUUGAUCAGUACUGCAGUUUUUAAAUUCACGUGGAUCUACAGUAAUGAAUUGAUGUAUUCUCUUGAACGAAUAGGGUCAACUCCACCAACAAGGUUGCCAGUGUGCCUAAAACCUUACUGCUGGCAUUUAACUAUUAAGUAUAUUUUCUGUUAAUGGCAAUGGAUGCACAUCCUAACUUGAGUUGAGUAGUUGCGAAUUCAAUAUUAUUUUAUGCACCCCUGAGCUAAAACACGUAACUGUCUGACUCAUAUCGGUCAACUAAGUUUUUAACAAGUGAAUGUUUUUGAAUAACAGCUGGUUGUGCUGAUAUAUGUCUCAUUCAAUUAACUGCUCCCGACUAUAGUGGCUGUCAUAUAUCCCAGGGAAGAGGGGUUCUCUAGCAGGGGGCAAACAUUUGUAGGGUCUUAUGUUAGUAUUAUACUAUAUUGUAUAAUUUAUUUUAGAAAAUUAAAGUUUUUCUUACAAGUGUGCUUUUGAUACAGGUUUGUCUAAGACUAUGGGGGUAAUCAAUUAGCAACUAAAUUGUGUCAAUUUACCGCAGUUGCCGUUUUCACCAUUUUUGCACCCAAAAGUCAGUUUUCGCGGAUCUGUGCGCUCCCGCAUUUCGCCCUAUUUAUCGGCAAAUUAUCUAAAACGGGAUUGCCGCAAAAAUUGGCGUCGAAAGUGAAAAAUGGGUAAAUCUGUCCGUACCUCCCAAAAAAGUGAAACUAACAUCGAUAACAGUAUAAAAGUUUAAUAUUGAUUAUAAUAAAGGUAUUUCUGGUACUUAAA
Pseudophryne corroboree (corroboree frog) is the source of this 4480-nucleotide messenger RNA. It is a transcript of the gene MED24, whose product is annotated as mediator complex subunit 24. Bases 149 to 3112 code for a protein of 987 amino acids. The record is from RefSeq and is a predicted model, not a curated record. Gene Ontology annotation, molecular function: transcription coregulator activity. Gene Ontology annotation, cellular component: mediator complex. Lineage: Eukaryota; Metazoa; Chordata; Amphibia; Anura; Myobatrachidae. The transcript is spliced from 26 exons.